UGUGAAUAUCGUUCAGAGUGAAUUUUUAAUAUUAGUUCAAUAGAUUUCCAAAGAUUAGCAGUUAGGAUUUCGUGAUUUUUAUUUUUAUUAAAUUUUCGUCUGUGAACAAUUAGCAUCAUGAAGAUUACAGUACUCUGCGUAGCUAUGAUGGUUAUUUGCUGCUCGGCCCAACGUUCGCCAUACGCUGGAAGACAACCAAUAGGUUUUCCUGCAAUUCAAAGCACGGCACCCCCAGAAGACGCUUUGGGCAAUAGAUUCGGAGACGAUAUCAGUACGACGACAAUACGACUCCCGAUCGAAGCUUUGGGUGACGCUGACCUGGUGAAUCGACUAAGAAAACUGCCGGUCGACAAGCAGCCGUUUUGGCUCCUCAACUGGCUGGCUUUGGAAGCCAACAGGAAGAAUCCACAGAAUUUCAAUCAAAGACCGAAUAGUUUUCUCGAUAACUCCAUUAGGAAUGUUUAAAAUGUUUGUACGUCAGUGAUUUUGUUUUUUAUAUCGAUUUCAAUAUUAUGGUGCAGUUUAAAUAAUCACUUUGUUUCUUCAAGGCUGAAUACAUGUCAUGGUUUAAAAAUUUAACAAAAAAUAUCAGUUUCAUUCUACUUGACUAUA
Messenger RNA from Bombyx mandarina (wild silkworm), 612 nucleotides. RefSeq lists its product as uncharacterized. The record is from RefSeq and is a predicted model, not a curated record. Lineage: Eukaryota; Metazoa; Arthropoda; Insecta; Lepidoptera; Bombycidae.